This is a messenger RNA of Necator americanus (New World hookworm), 321 nucleotides long. RefSeq lists its product as uncharacterized. The record is from RefSeq and is a predicted model, not a curated record. Bases 1 to 321 code for a protein of 106 amino acids. The transcript is spliced from 2 exons. NCBI's taxonomy places the organism in Eukaryota, Metazoa, Nematoda, Chromadorea, Rhabditida, Ancylostomatidae.
AUGCAUUUCAACAAACCUGAUCCAAUGAAAUUCUUCAUCCUAUUCAUCGGUCUUUGUAUUUUCUGGACUACAGAAGCGCAACUCGUUGCACCUUCUGGAUAUGAACUACAACCAAAAAAUCCAAGAGUUGUACAUGCUACUGGCGUUGGUGGUCAACUAAAAUAUCAAAAAGGGGUGGAAGAGGCUGAGGGGAUCCAGGCAAGAUCGGAAGCACAGGAAUCAACAACACCUGCUGAGGAUUCUGUAGCAAAGAAUGAACCACAAAAGCCAGGAAUUCGUCCUCCACCUCGCGUACGUGCACCUAUAUCCCCUCCAGAUUAA